This is a messenger RNA of Umbelopsis ramanniana AG, 1584 nucleotides long. RefSeq lists its product as uncharacterized. Lineage: Eukaryota; Fungi; Mucoromycota; Umbelopsidomycetes; Umbelopsidales; Umbelopsidaceae. The record is from RefSeq and is a predicted model, not a curated record. The transcript is spliced from 9 exons. Bases 8 to 1186 code for a protein of 392 amino acids.
CUCCGCUAUGCCGACCAUACUAGACCGUGACAUGCCUGAAUGUCCGGUCAGAAUUGCAUCCACUCCACCCAAUUCAGACGAUGACCCCUUCAAUAUGCGAAAACUUUCGGCUUUUGUUAAGGCUUCUCGGAAACAAGACUUUUGGUUAGAACUGGCCAUAUGGGAUAGGAUAUACUACAAGAACGUCAACCAGCACAGACAGUCCCAUUACUUUAAGAAAUUCGGUGAGGUGCGGAGAUUGAUGAAACGGCUGAAAGAAAUUAAUCCGUCGGCUGAGGUAGCAAAGCUGUAUACUUCAUUCUAUAACGAAACACCUCUUGCAAAAUGCAAAGGAAAUCCUACAACAUCACCAACUCUCGAAUAUGCCAAUUACAGCCUGCAUAGAAUAAUAUCGGCAGCGUUGUUGAUAGAUCGGAUUCAAGUGCUUUCUAUUGAGACAUAUAGAGCACACCAGCAUCUCCUGAACAAGAAAUACUUUAUCCCUCUAACGCUGGUCAUUAUGGGGCUCUGUAGCAGGACGUUUCUAACUUGUAAACAAUGGGGUGUUGAAAUAGACGACUAUUAUGACCUUAUGAUAGACUGGAAGCAAAAGUUCCCUACCGACACAAAGAACACAUCGCUUUCUUAUUCAGACAUUGACAAAACCACCAUGAAACAGGCGAGGAAGAAGGCGUCUGGGGAGUUUAGCCAGCGACGAAUAUCUGAAUUCAAACCUGUUCAUCUUGAGUCUGGAAAUGUUUCAGCUGAUAUCCGUGAAACUUUUUUGGACACGUCGAUAGAAGAUACAGUGAGUCGAAUUGCAAAAGAAAAUGGUCUUAAAGGAGAUAUUGCUAUGGAAGAUUAUGGAGAAAUAUUGACCCGGGAUUCCACUGAACCCAAAAUGGAAGGCAAGCCAAUGGAUUAUGGAGAAAUUGUGCUCCGUGAUGAUACAGUUGCUGAAGAGGAAAACAUAAUCAAAGUGAUAUCGGAACCGAAUUCUACAUCGCAAGAGAAUGCUCACGAAAUGAAGCAGAAGACGGGUAUGAAGCGAAAGUCAAAGGAUGAGGAUGAACCUUAUGUGGUUGUCAAGGACGCGGUGUCUAUAGCGGAAAAGCAAAAGAAGAAAAAGAAUUCAUCGGACCAUAUCAUGGAUCGACCCUUGACUUCAAGUUCCGAUUGGCUACUUGUAGUUAAGUGUCCUUCGUGACUAUCCUGCGAGUCAUCCACAGACCCUCUCUUCCAGGUAAAAGACCAUAAAUUCUUGUUUUCCUUCCUUUCAGAGGAAGCAGAGGCUUCUGUGACCACAGCUGUACAUUUUGGAGAAGCAUCACCUUUCACCUUAUCCGCAGCAGGCAUAGGGUCGUCUCCACUGGUACAGGGGUUGUCACUGUCGUAACUACCAGAACUGCUACGAAAACCGCCUAGACUGCUAGUCUUGAACGUAAUGAUUGAGCUUGUGCUGCUAGCACUCAUAGUAGUGGUGUUAGAGUUGUAGGACGAUGUGAGCUGUGUUGAACUUUCCGAGUUGCUACGCGGCUUUUGGGAUGGUUCUCGGGUCAUACUAAGCUCAUCGAUGACUUUUUCAGCAACCCAAGAUCUCGUGAG